This is a messenger RNA of Zingiber officinale, 1211 nucleotides long. RefSeq names its product peroxidase 5-like. Gene Ontology annotation, molecular function: peroxidase activity; heme binding. NCBI's taxonomy places the organism in Eukaryota, Viridiplantae, Streptophyta, Magnoliopsida, Zingiberales, Zingiberaceae. The record is from RefSeq and is a predicted model, not a curated record. Gene Ontology annotation, cellular component: plant-type cell wall; plasmodesma. The transcript has 4 exons. Bases 62 to 1042 code for a protein of 326 amino acids. Gene Ontology annotation, biological process: hydrogen peroxide catabolic process; response to oxidative stress.
ACCACCACAACAACAACAACACGAGAUCUGCAUUGGAUCACUGGGAGAGUGUUUGAAGGAGAUGGCUUUGGCAAGAGGAAGCUUGAUGUUGCUUUCUUUGGUUGUUGUCUUGUGCAUGAGUGUAGCAGGCUCAGCUUCCGAGUUCAAAGUAGGGUACUACUGGGAGAGCUGUCCUAAAGCUGAGGACAUUGUGAAGGAGGAGCUCUACAAUGCUUUUAAGGCCAAUGCUGGCAUUGGUGCUGACCUCCUUCGGUUGCACUUUCAUGACUGCUUUGUCAGCGGUUGCGAAGCAUCGAUUCUAGUUGAUUCGACACAAGGCAACAUCGCAGAGAAAGAUGCACCACCAAACAAAACCUUCGAGGAUGAAGUAUUUGAUGUGAUUGAUAGUAUCAAGGCACGUCUUGAAGUCGCCUGCAAAGGAACAGUCUCUUGCGCUGAUAUUAUUGCCUUUGCGGCUAGAGACAGUGUUGUGCAGUAUGGAGGCAAGUACUACAAUGUGCCAUCAGGUAGAAAGGAUGGAAUGGUGUCCAUAGCAAAUGAAACAGUGGAUCUUCCUCCUCCAACAUUAAACCUCAAUCAACUCACCGCCAUGUUUGCCAGCAAAGGUUUAAGCCAAGAUGACCUAGUUAUUCUCUCAGGAGCACACACCAUUGGCGUCGCACAUUGUCCUUCUUUUGCAGACAGGCUUUACAACUAUAGUGGAACUCUAAAAGGUGAUCCAAAUUUGGAUGUAGAAUAUGCUAAACAGUUGAAGCAUGAAUGUCCUCAAGGGAACACGGUCAAUGAAGUGGACAUGGAUCCGCAAAGUCCCCUCACCUUCGACUCUAGCUUCUAUGAGGAUGUUGCAACGAACCGCGGUCUCUUCACCUCGGACCAAACCUUGAUGUCAACGUCUACCACUGCUUACAAAGUGUCUCAAUAUGCAAAAUAUCCGGAGUUCUUCAAGAAGGCAUUUGCCGCAUCCAUGGUGAAGAUGGGCCAGAUUGGUGUACUCACAGGAAAACAAGGAACUGUACGAGCUAAUUGUCGAGUUAUCAACUAAUUAAUCUUGAUAAGAUUUCACUAUUCCCUCAUAGGUCAUUUGAUACAAACUUAUAUUAUACAGCUUGGCCAUGAAAGGUAAUUAGUGUGCAUGGUAUGAGAGUUAAUUUGUUUGAUUGUAAUUGUAUGCUUGUAUUUUAAUUUAAUGAUGAAUAAGAAUGCUAUUGUUU